AUGGACGCCAUGGCCGUGCUCGCGAGACAGGGCCCUACCCUCGCCGCCAUCGAACACCGGAGCUCCGCCUCACUCCGGCUGUCGGCAUCCCUCUCCUUCGCCACCGCUUCCUCGAGGAGCCGCGGCCUCGUCGGGCUGAGCACGGUGGGGUGGAGCGGGAGGGCGGACAGGGUGGCUCGCGUCACCCCCCACCGCAUUGUCGCCUCGUCGGAAGUUGAGCAGUCAUACAUUAUGAUCAAACCUGACGGUGUUCAGCGUGGUUUGGUUGGAGAUAUUAUUUCUCGCUUCGAGAAGAAAGGAUUUUUGCUGAAGGGGCUGAAGCUUUUUCAGUGCCCCAAGGAGUUGGCUCAGGAGCACUACAAGGAUCUGAGUGAGAGACCUUUCUUUCCCAAACUGAUAGAGUACAUAACAUCUGGUCCUGUUGUUUGCAUGGCCUGGGAGGGUGCAGGUGUUGUUGCGUCAGCUCGCAAACUGAUAGGAGCUACUAACCCCCUUCAAGCCGAACCAGGGACCAUAAGGGGUGAUCUUGCAGUUCAAACAGGAAGGAAUGUUAUCCACGGAAGUGACAGCCCUGAUAAUGGCAAGCGUGAAAUUGCGCUAUGGUUCAAAGAAGGCGAGCUUGCUCAGUGGGAAUCAGUUCAAACACCCUGGCUUAUAGAGUGAUGUUCGCUGAGAACCUUAUAAAGUAGCCUAUCAGGGCUCCAAAAUUUUCGCCAUUGUCCACCUGUAUGUUAUUUCCUUCUUUAACUGUAAUGCUGAGCGGGUAAGUAUAAAUCUGUGUUGAGAAUUUUCUUGUAUUCACAUGUUAACUCUUUUAAUUAAGAAGCAAGGCAUUGGCAGCA
Lolium rigidum is the source of this 842-nucleotide messenger RNA. Its product is annotated as nucleoside diphosphate kinase 2, chloroplastic-like. Lineage: Eukaryota; Viridiplantae; Streptophyta; Magnoliopsida; Poales; Poaceae. The transcript is spliced from 7 exons. The record is from RefSeq and is a predicted model, not a curated record. Gene Ontology annotation, molecular function: nucleoside diphosphate kinase activity. Gene Ontology annotation, biological process: UTP biosynthetic process; CTP biosynthetic process; GTP biosynthetic process. Bases 1 to 663 code for a protein of 220 amino acids.